AAAGACCAUAGAUUUUUGGACAAGCGAGAUCAAGCAGUGGACAUGGAACAACAACCUCAACCUGCGAUGGGUGAUGUUGCUGGUGGAUCACAAGUGUAUCCUGCCUCAGCUUAUGCGCCUACAGCAACAGUGGCUCCUGGUGUCACUCCAGCCGGUUCACAGCCAGCAUCACUCCCUGCUAAUCCAGCUCAGCUCAGUGCACAGAACCAGCUCCUUUACGAGCAAUCGCAGCAAUAUCAGCAGCAGCUCCAGCAAGAGCAUCAGAGGCAGCUCCAGCAGUUUUGGGCCGAACGGUUGUCGGAGAUUGAGCAGACAACUGACUUCAAGAACCACGCGCUGCCACUCGCCAGGAUCAAGAAGAUCAUGAAGGCCGACGAGGAUGUCCGCAUGAUCUCUGCAGAAGCCCCGAUGAUCUUCGCAAAAGCCUGCGAGAUGUUCAUACUGGAGCUGACGCUGCGAUCAUGGAUGCACACCGAGGAGAACAAGCGCCGGACCUUGCAGAAGAACGACAUCUCCGCUGCUAUAACCAGGACUGACAUCUAUGACUUUCUGGUGGACAUAAUUCCCAGGGAUGAGAUGAAGGAGGAGGGAGUCGGGGUGAGAGCCGGGCAACCUGCUCCGGUGAACACGUCCCAGUAUUACUAUGCGCAGCAGGCUCAGCAGCAGAUGCCAGGUGCAGAAAUGGUGUAUUGUGGGCAGCAGGGCCAGCCGACGACCUAUUUGUAUCAGGAGCCUCAGGAACAACAGCAGGGGCCGCCUCCUUCAGAGCAGCAAUCUUUUAAUGAAAGUGGUUGA
Messenger RNA from Lolium rigidum, 795 nucleotides. Its product is annotated as nuclear transcription factor Y subunit C-4-like. The record is from RefSeq and is a predicted model, not a curated record. Gene Ontology annotation, molecular function: DNA-binding transcription activator activity, RNA polymerase II-specific; protein heterodimerization activity; DNA binding. The coding region runs from base 43 to 795 and encodes 250 amino acids. Gene Ontology annotation, biological process: regulation of DNA-templated transcription. The transcript has a single exon. Gene Ontology annotation, cellular component: nucleus. Lineage: Eukaryota; Viridiplantae; Streptophyta; Magnoliopsida; Poales; Poaceae.